CUUAUAUUGGUGCUCCAACCCUGCGUUCACAUGUGUUUCUAUAGUUUGAAUAAUUUUGAAUUUAACAGUUGUUUACAUUUUUGACAGUUAGUUAUCAAGUAGACACAAAAAAAUAAGGAAGAAUUUUAUAAAUGAUUGUUAAAAAUGAGUAAGAAAAAAGAAGAUGCAAUUGAAAAGUUGUCUGAUGCAAUAUGUGUAAUACGAAAGUCUUUGACAUGCAGUAUUUGCCUUGGACUUUGUACUGAUCCUUAUACUCCUCGAUGUGGACAUCCAUUUUGUCAAAAAUGCAUUAUUGAAGUAAUGGGAAAAAGGAGUGCUCAAUGUCCAAUGUGUAAUGGCGUAUUAACACGAAGAACUCUGAUCCGAAACAAUCAGUUAAAUAGUAUCAUUGAACAUUUGCACAAAAUCGAAGAUGCCAUUAAAAUCGAUAUUAAUUUAGGAAUUGCUGAUUAUGAAGCUUCCACUCUCGACAGUGAGUCUACUGAUAAAAAUAUGUUAACGAAGACUUUAAAAAUUCAGGGUACAAAAAGUUGUAAUAAAAUGAAGUGCUUGGAUAUAUGUAACACAAGGAACAGUCAGUUAACAAAUGUUAGUAAAUCGAAUGUAAAAAACUCUCAUAUAAUUAUAAAGCCUAAAAAAUAUGAAGGAAUGAAUAAUUCCCAUAACGUUAAUUUUGAAAACAAUUUUACAAAAAAUGUCUUUGUCCCUGAACAUAGUUCUAACAGUUCUUUUAAUGGUAUAGGUGAAAUUAACUGUUCAGAAGAAAUUAAUAAAUUUACAGCUAAAGAUGAUAAUAGCAGGAAUAAAAAAUCCAAUUCUGCUAAAAUUUUACAGCCGCAGAGUUUGACUUUAGCAAAAGACUCUGAGAGACACUCUUUUCAAGAUCAACAGUUUGAAAACGUAAUUGCAACAAGAAGUAAACUGGAUGGAAUCAUAAAAUGCCCGGAGACUCAUAAGCUUGUACCAUUUAAGAAACUAGGCAGAAUGUUUAGAAAGCAAAAACAAAUUCCUUUUUAUUAUAUUAGUAAAUUAAGUAAAAUUCAGAAUGAAGAUAAGGGGAAGGAUAAUUCAAUUCCUAUUUUAGUUCAGCGUUCCAAAGAUCUUAAAACAAAUUUUUGUGUUACAAACUUAUCUGAUUCUGGUAUUAGUAAAACAAAAGAAAAUUUAAGUACAGACAUCUCAAAAGUAAACGAUAGUAUACAAAAUUUUCACCCUGUUGAAAUGGAAACGUUGGAAUUAGUAUUUCCUCAAAAUGAUUCCCAGUUAAAAGAUUUAAGUCUAGACGUUUCAAAAGUAAAUGAUAACAUUCAAAGUUCUCAUGCCGUUGAAUUGAAAAAAUUAGACUUAAUUCCACCUCAAAAUGAUUCACAGUUAAAGCACCUUUCAAUUGAUACACCUGAAGAAAAAAGAGAAUUUCUAAAUUCAAGAAAUGAAGUUAAUAAUUCUCAAGAAGAAUCUAAAUUCCAUCAAAGUGAAAAAUAUAAAAAAAUUUUAGAUGAAUCUGAUCUUGAUAUUAAUACGGAACAAUUUAAAGAAUUAGAAAAUUUACCCCAUUUCACGGAAAAUAUUAUUUCAGUAGAGACUGAAAUAAUGAAAGAAAAAAAUGAUAGUGAAAAAUUCCCACAAAACUCAGACAGUAGUUCAAUUAUCCCAUGCUCUCUUAACCAGCCAUUUGAAAAACCACCUGCUCAUACAAUUAAGUCUUUUCAGACUAAUUCGCUCAGUCCGGAAUCGGAGGAUCUUGCGAGUCAUUUCUUUGCAGACGUUAUUGAAAAGUCUAAAGAUAUUCGAAGAAAAUCUUGUGUAAAUGCUGUAACGAGAAAUGAAGAAACUUCUAUGCAAUUGAAAUCGGACUUGAUGCUUCUUACACAAGACAAAACAGAUCAAAAUGUUAGUCAAGAAUUAAUCACCCAACAAAUAAUUACAAGCAAUCGUGCGAGAAAUAUCGAGAAGCAAGAAACUUCUUCUCUUGUUAAAAAAAUACAAAAUUCAAGCGUAGCAGAACUUUCGCAACUUUUCACUUUUAAUGAUAAAUUCAAUCAAAAUGAUUCUUUAACUAAUGAAACAAACAAAAAUAAAAAAGAAAAAAAACAAACACAGCCUUAUGAUAAAGAUGUAUCUUAUGUUUCUGAAAAAGCAGAUUUGUUGAAUCUGUCGAAUUUAUCAAUGAAUGUUUCGGAAGAACAAAUGAUGCUUGAGGAUUUUGAGAAGCAACUUUUUGGAGUAAAAACUUGCCAAGAAAAAUGUGCAUCUCUGUUUCCCGAUAAUAUUAAACAAUCAAUUUCAACAUUUGAUGCAAAUGCUGUUGAUUUAAGAAGUUCACAAAAAUCUUUAUCAGAUCAUGACUUCGAAAUAAAUACAUUUGAGAAGAAGAAACCAUCUCGGUUUCCCGAUAAUAUUAAACAAUCAAUCUCAACAUUUGACGCAAAUGAUGUUGAUUUAAGAAGUUCACAAAAAUCUUUAUCAGAUCAUGACUUCGAAAUAAAUACAUUUGAGAAGAAGAAACCAUCUCCCCAAACAGGAGUUAAAAGAAAAUCGUGUCCUCUUUAUCACAGUACACCAAAAGUUUUAAAAUUAGGAGAUAAUUCACGAAUGCUUACAACUUCUUUAAAUGUUGGAACAUCAUCUGAAUUUCAAAAUUGUGGCACUCUAUGUAAGGAAUCAACCACAGAAAAUUUUUUUCAAAAAAAAGAAAAAUUAACUUUUGUUUGUAGUGGUUUGUCAAGUUCACAAAUUCAAAUGGUAAGACAACUGUCUGAAUUAGUUAAUGCAAAUUUUAUCAGCACAUUUAAUUCUACCGUCACACAUGUAAUCGUUAAAGUCAUUGGACAGCGAAAUACUACAGAAAAAACUUUAAAAUAUUUACAAGGAAUUGCUUAUGGAAAAUGGAUAGUUACCAUAGAUUGGGUGAAUGAUAGUUUGAAAAAUCAAAAGAUGCUAGAUGAAGAUAAAUAUGAAGUUGUUGAUAAUUUAACUUUAGAAGAAGGUCCAAAAAAAUCAAGAUUACGAACGAAAAGCAUUUUUGAAGGAUUCAUCUGUCUGUGUCAAGGUCCAUUUAAUGAUGUUUCAGUCGCUGAUUAUUCGGAUUUACUUACUCAUAUGGGAGCUAAAAUUUUGCAAGGAAUGGAAGAUUUUAUUGAUAGUAAUUAUAAAAAUAAGAGGAAAAUUAUUAUUUUGCAAGCUGAUCAUUGGACUGAUAAUGUUAUAAAUAUUGAUUGAUUCAGAUUGAUGACUGCAAUAAGCCAACAAAAUUUAAGGACAAUCCAUCAAAGCGUGUUGGAGAUAAUUUGUACAUAAGAUUUUGUGACAUACACACAAAUACAUCUGGACAUUUGUUUAAAACUUAAAAUGUAUACAUUCUGGAUAAAAAUUAUACAACCCAUUUUAAAAAAAUCGUUACCAAUACAGAGCUUCCCCCUUCCGAGAGGAGAGGAAGCAAUAUAAAAAUAAUGUUAUUUAUAGAAAGAUUUUCUUUAAUUAAGUUUGAAGGAUUAUUAGAUAUUGAUGAUGAAAAUGGUGUUACAAAGGUAGGUAAUAUAAAUAUUUCAUAUUGUAUAAAAUUACUAGAAGGAACUUAUGCCAAAUUAAAUUUAAAUCAAAAAGGAAUUGUUGAUUUUAUAUUAAAUGCAGUGGAAGAUUCUUCUACUGAUGGUUCUAAAUGCUUAUAUGUAAAUGGUCCUGGAGGUUUUAAAAAAAAACUUUUGUACACUACCUUAUGGCACUUAUUAGUGAGUAAAGAAAAAACUGUUUUCAAUAUGUCAUUUACAGAAAUUGUUGCGUCCUUACUUCCAAGUGGUAAAACUGUUCAUACAUUUUUUGGGUUACCUGUUCCACUGUAUAGUGAUUCAUCUUUAAAUAUAAAAGUGUGGUUAGUAAAAAUGUCGUCUCUCUGAGAGCACAAAACAGUAACAUGAUCUGUAACAAUUCUAGAACAAAUUUGUAACAAUUUGAUAACAAAAUAAAGUAAAAAUUUUAAUUCUGUAACAAUUUUGUAACCGAUCUAUAACAAUAUUUUAGAAUUAUAGAAAUUUUUUUUGUAUCAGUUUAAUAAAAGUAAAAUUGUGAUUUACAA
Messenger RNA from Leptopilina boulardi, 4072 nucleotides. RefSeq names its product breast cancer type 1 susceptibility protein homolog. Lineage: Eukaryota; Metazoa; Arthropoda; Insecta; Hymenoptera; Figitidae. Gene Ontology annotation, cellular component: plasma membrane; BRCA1-A complex; BRCA1-BARD1 complex. The record is from RefSeq and is a predicted model, not a curated record. Gene Ontology annotation, biological process: negative regulation of fatty acid biosynthetic process; positive regulation of transcription by RNA polymerase II; double-strand break repair via homologous recombination. Bases 145 to 3219 code for a protein of 1024 amino acids. Gene Ontology annotation, molecular function: ubiquitin-protein transferase activity. The transcript is spliced from 5 exons.